Messenger RNA from Emericellopsis atlantica, 4191 nucleotides. Its product is annotated as P-loop containing nucleoside triphosphate hydrolase protein. Gene Ontology annotation, cellular component: membrane. The record is from RefSeq and is a predicted model, not a curated record. The transcript has 3 exons. Lineage: Eukaryota; Fungi; Ascomycota; Sordariomycetes; Hypocreales; Bionectriaceae. Gene Ontology annotation, molecular function: ATP hydrolysis activity; ATP binding; ABC-type transporter activity. Gene Ontology annotation, biological process: transmembrane transport. The coding region runs from base 1 to 4191 and encodes 1396 amino acids.
AUGGCGAACAUGAAUGUCAACGAAUCGGCGGAUGAAGCUCCAUUCCUCGAGGCAGCAAACGAGGCCGUCGUUCAACCUAAAAAGUCCUCCUGGAAACACCUCUUUUCAUUUACCAAGUGGUCUCACGCUGGUGCGAUUUCCUGGGCUUUCCUCGCUACGGCCAUCACGGCGGGACUCAAGGCCGCUCUCCCUGUUUUGCUCGGCGAAACGUUCAACGUCAUCAGCGAUUAUGGCAUGGGAUUCAUCAACGGUACCGAGGCCACCAGCCGCAUGUCACGGUGGUGCCUAGUGUUGAUAGGGGUCGGUGCUGGCAACUGGGCGGCUAACUCAGCGUUCCUCGCGUUAUGGGUGAUCUUUGGCGAGCUGCAGGCGAACGCGGCUCGACACGACAUCUACCAAAGUCUCCUGAAGAAGGAUAUGACAUGGUACGAUUCGCAGAGCCAGGGCAUUUCCAGCUUGCUCUCACGGAUACAGACCCAAACGCGCGAGCUGCAACUAGGCACAUCCCAGAUCCUCGGCCUACUCUUUUGUGAAUUCUUCACAGCGCUUGCGUCCAUCGGUAUCGCCUUGCUCUACGCUUGGAAACUUACACUUGUCCUCCUGGCGACUAUGCCCCUGUCGGCCAUUGUACUCUCGUUGGCCACACGACCCCUCGAGCCGGCUAUACAGGCCCAGCGUAAAGAGCUUGCUACUGCGUCCAAAAAGGUUACUUCGUCCAUCGUCGCCAUAGAUCUCGUCAAGAUCUUCGGCGGAUACGAUCAGGAGACGGAGCAGUACGUUCAAAACAUUCAAAGAGCAGCAAAAUACUACACGAUCCAAGCCCGAUGCAUUUCCAUACAAAUGGGCUAUGUGGCUUUCUGGGUGAUUGCCAUGUUUGUUGUUGGCUUCUGGUACGGUCUGUCGCUUGUCGAGGAUGGCUUGCGGCCCGGCAGUGUUCUGACAGCGUUUUACGCCACGCUCGCGGCUUUCCAAGGCGCCGAAGCACUGGUGCCGCAUUGGCUGGUCUUGGCGAAGGCCAUGUCGGCGGGUUCUUUUCUCGAGGCAGUCGUGGCUCCGAAGAAUGGCGGUCGAGAGAUUGCACGCGUGGGUAGGCAUGUGAGGCCACCAACGUGUACCGGUGAUAUCGAACUGAACAAUGUCAGCUUUGCUUAUCCUAGCAACCCGGACACCAUCGUCUUACGACCAUCGACCCUUUCCUUCCCCGCGGGCGAGAUGACUUUCCUCGUAGGCCGCAGCGGAUCUGGGAAGAGCACGAUUGGGAACCUUAUUGCCAACUUCCACGAGCCCCUGAAAGGCGACAUUCAGAUAGACAACGUGUCGAUGCGGGUACUGGACGAACAGUGGGUGCGCGAAAAUAUCACCCUUAUCCAGCAGACCAGUAUCUUGUUCAACGACACCUUUUUCAAAAACCUUGCAUUUGGUCACCGGGAUCCUGAGUCAGCAACCCAAGCCGAAGUCUUGAGCGCCUGUCAUUCCGCCAUGCUACAUGAUACCCUGGCUAGUCUACCCCAGGGAUUGCAGACUGAUGUUGGCUCCGAGGGCCAUAACCUGAGUGGAGGCCAAAAACAGCGCUUGGCCCUUGCUCGCGCACGUCUCCGCGAUCCAUCAAUCCUCAUCCUUGACGAGGUCACGAGUGGCUUGGAUCAGUUGAGCAAGACGCUUGUCAUGGACGCUAUUCGGCAGUGGCGACGCGGCAAGACUACAAUCAUCGUCACGCAUGAUGUCUCCCAGAUUGAAGACGAUGAUUUUGUUUAUGUCAUGGACAGCUCGUAUCUCGUGCAAGAGGGGUUCAAAAAGAAUCUAUUGGAGCAAGAGAAUGGUCACUUUGCGUCUCUGGCUUCUCCCCAUGGACACCAAGACUCACCGGAAAUUCGGAUCUCGGCUGUCGACACGAUAGACUCGCCCGACACGCCCCUGAUCGCGUCUCGCCGCUCACGCUUUGCUGAUAGAAUCUUCAAUGAACUUGAAGUUAACUCGUUGCAAGUCAACAACCUUGGCAGACGCAGUUCACUGCUGCCCGGCCGAGACUAUCAACUGCAUCUAGGACUGGACGCGGGUCGACUACUGGGCGAUAACAGAGCAUCCUUCCAUGCUGAGGAUAGCCAGAACUGGGAUGAAGAGAGGAAACGCUUCUCACGCUUUCUGACCCAGCGGUUCUCAUUGCCAGAACAGCACGAAUUGGUCACAAUGCCACAAUACGCCACGCGUGCAUCUCCAGCGCCAGUACGGCCCUUGUCAAGUCUGACUUCGGAUUGGGCCGGGUCUCCCAAAGAGAGCGUCACGUCCGAGGAUCUGGAGAAGAGAGCAUCAUUCAUCUUUGGUAACUCCCAGAAAAACAGCGAAAUGUCCACCCGUCGACCUAACAGUAUUGUCGAGCAACCAGCUGUCCUUGAGCAAGACCCGACACCAGCACUAAAGCCGCCCAAGAAGAAGAUCUCUCUCUGGUCAACCCUCAGGACCGUCUGGCCCACACUCGGUGCCGCCGACCGUAUCUUGUUCUGUUUUGCUUUUGUUGUCUGUAUCAUUGGCGCCACAGCGACUCCUGUGUUCGCCUACGCCCUUUCGCAACUCCUGGGCGUGAUGACCUCGCCCGGAGAAAAGACCACCAAGGGAAUGAAGUGGGCACUCAUCAUCCUAGGCGUGGCUGUGGUGGACGGCUUGGGCUGGGGCGGCAGCCGCUACAUGUUCGAGCUCGUCGGUCAGAACUGGGUGAACAAGAUUCGCAUAGAAGUCCUACGACGGAUUAUGCUGCAGCCAAAACCUUUCUUUGGCAAGCAAAAGAACUCACCCGGCCGAAUUGUAGAAUGUCUGGACCGCAAUGCCGAGGAGAUGCGCAACAUUGUGGGCAAGUUUAUCCCCAUCAUGGUAGCCAUCACCACCAUGCUCAGCGCCUCUUUCGUCUGGUCCAUGAUCGUCUCCUGGAAGCUGACCCUUGUUGCUUUGUCACCGGUGCCCGUCGUUGCCGGGGCUAUCAAGGGCUUCACCUGGAUCUCUGGAAAAUGGGAGGCCAGGUGCAACACGGCAGCGGAAGACACAUCUGCAACGUUGACCGAGAUUUUCCUCAACAUUCGCGUCGUUCGGGCCUUGACUCUGGAGAGUUACUUCACCAAGAAGUACGAGUCGCAGGUCCAGGAUACCUUGGCUAUUGGCCUCAAAAGAGGCGCCUACACAUGCGUUCUCUACGGUGCCUACCAGUCCAUUGGAUACGUACUUACAUCGCUCGUCUUCUAUUACGGCACGCUUCUCAUGGCCACAAAGGGCGAGAUGAAUGUGGCAUCUCUCAUGCAAGUCGUCAAUCUCCUGCUUUUCAGCAUUGGCAGCGCCGCAGGUAUCCUUAGCGGCAUACCGCAGCUGACCAUGGCGCAAGCGACGGCCUCGCAGAUGCUGGAGUAUGCCGGCAUGUCAACAGAGCCACCCGAGGGACAGCGUGGCAGUUUGAGACCGUACAACUUGCUGCCCAUUAGAUUGGACAAACUCAGGUUUUCCUACACAAAAACCCAGAGUGAUGUCUUGCGAGGCGCAUCUUUUGAGAUUCACGCUGACAGGGUGACUGCCAUCGUUGGACAAUCCGGUUGUGGAAAGACGACUUUAGCUUCCAUUCUCUUGGGGUUAUAUCCUCCCUCCGAGCCCUCCUCCCUGACUCUGAACGGCAUUGCAUCAUCAGACAUUGAUAUUGAGCACCUUCGUUCACAGACAGCCUACGUCGCCCAGGCGCCGUAUCUGUUCCCUGCUACCAUUGCCGAGAACAUCACAUACGGGCUACCGAGCGGCUCACCCUACUGCGAAACGGCGAGCAUCGUCCGCGCUGCCGAAGCAGCAGGCGUUCACGAAUGGAUCAUAUCCCUUCCAGAAGGUUACUCUACCCUCAUAGGCGAUGGCGCACAAGCAUUGUCAGGUGGCCAGUCGCAGCGGCUCAGCAUUGCGCGCGCACUUGUCCGUCGUCCCAAGCUACUCGUCCUCGACGAACCGACAUCGGCUCUGGACGCAGAAAGCGCUGGUAUGAUACGGCGGACGAUUCGCGGCCUGAAGGGGAUGGCAGUGGUUCUGGUGACCCAUAGCCCGGAAAUGAUGCGAACCGCGGAUUGGAUCGUGGUGGUGGGCGAAGGAGGCGUGGUCGCCGAAGAGGGGGGUUAUGAAUCGUUGAUGAGGAAUCAAGGGGAGUUCGUCAGGUUGCUACACUGCGGCGAGUAG